This is a messenger RNA of Telopea speciosissima, 720 nucleotides long. Its product is annotated as 60S ribosomal protein L35a-1. Gene Ontology annotation, cellular component: cytosolic large ribosomal subunit; ribosome. The transcript has 5 exons. Gene Ontology annotation, biological process: ribosomal large subunit biogenesis; cytoplasmic translation. The record is from RefSeq and is a predicted model, not a curated record. Lineage: Eukaryota; Viridiplantae; Streptophyta; Magnoliopsida; Proteales; Proteaceae. The coding region runs from base 59 to 397 and encodes 112 amino acids. Gene Ontology annotation, molecular function: structural constituent of ribosome.
UCACUCGACUUUACCUUUGGUCUUCUGCCCGCCGUUAGCGUGGGAAAUUGAAGCGAAGAUGGUGAAGGGGCGCCAAGGAGAACGAGUCAGACUGUAUGUGAGGGGAACCAUCCUCGGAUACAAGAGGUCGAAAUCCAACCAAUACCCAAACACGUCUUUGAUCCAGGUGGAGGGUGUGAACACAAAGGAAGAGGUUGGAUGGUAUUGUGGCAAGCGAAUGGCCUAUAUUUACAAGGCCAAGGUCAAGAAGAACGGAUCCCAUUACAGAUGUAUUUGGGGAAAGGUAACAAGGCCGCACGGUAACAGUGGAAUCGUCCGUGCAAAGUUCAAAUCCAACCUGCCCCCCAAGUCCAUGGGUUCUAAGGUUAGGGUUUUCAUGUACCCAAGCAACAUAUAAGUGCUUUGGUAUGUGAAGAUGCCAUUUUGAGGAUUACAGAGGAGUAGAGGGCUUGGAUUACACCAACUUCCUGCAGCUAGGUUUUGAAUUUUUGUAUCGAGGAGCUACAAUAGUUAGUUUUGUUUAUUAUUUUGUCUUUUCAGGAUGAUGAAUUGAACAGUUGACUGUUUUCAUGUACUUUUAGAUAUGUGAUUCUUCACACACCCAUUUGCCUCCCAGUAGGCAUGAUGGGUGUUAAGAACUUGGUGGAACAAAACAUAUUUGAGUUCAGUUUGCAAGUAGUUCUCCCGCUUUAAACCGCCUUGUUUGACAUUCGUCUUCCC